Molecule: messenger RNA, 1180 nt
Organism: Dentiscutata erythropus
Lineage: Eukaryota; Fungi; Glomeromycota; Glomeromycetes; Diversisporales; Gigasporaceae
Source: the annotation of a GenBank genome assembly
GAAAAGACAAAACAAUAAAAAAUCAGCGAAUGAAAGAAUCAAAAAUUAUAAUGAGGAAGGUAAGGAAGGUGAGGAAGAUGGGAAAAAUGGAGAAGAUGGGGAAGAUGAUAUAGGAGAAUAUGAACAAUGCUUGGAGGAAUUAGAGGAAGAUAAUACAGAUAUAUUAUUUAAUUGUUCAGCUUCUAAAACAUCAGCUUUGCCUUUGAGAAGGCAAAAUAGAACUGGAAACCAAAUUGCUGUAAUUUCUAUUGACGAUGAUGAACACCGCUUAGAGAAUAAUUAUGAAGAAUCUGAUAAUUAUUCUAAUCCUUCUAAAGCGGUUGCAAUCAAUAAAACAUCAUACAUUGAAAAGAUAUUACCUGCCAAGAAUUCAGCAAGUAAGGUUUCGCACGCGAAUACCUAUACAUUACGUAUGAUAACGAUGGAUCCACAUGUGGCAACAGAAACUUCUACAGCAAUGCCAGUAUGUAGAAAUGAGACUUCAUAUACGACAGCAGUGGCUUCAGCAGCAAUACCAACGGACAUAAAUGAGGAUCAAAUUACAAAGUUUUCUAUAUCAAACGAAUUUGAUAUCGCAUUAUGGGUGGCUAACUACCCAAGAAUCCUGAAUUUAGCUAUGAUUAUUCAACGUGCCCAAGUAAUGAAUACUGAUGAUAGUUCUAAGACAUCCUUGGAUAAUGAUAAUAUGUUGAAUAAUAUACAAUCAAACAUUUCCAUUUCAGAAAUAGGCCAUUAUAAGAAAAUUAAUCUCCAAAAUGAGUGUAAAGCUCUUUUUUUACGCACAAGAAAUAACACAUAUGAACUAUAUGAAGAAUUAAUUACACGUGUGUGUGAAAUUCCAAAAACUAAUGUUCGUAUGAAAACGUUGAUUAAGGAUGUCGGUACUUGGUAUGAUAGUUACCGAUGUAACUUUCAUUGUUCUAUCUUAGGCCUUGCAAAUCAAUACUCCCAAAUUCAUGAAGGGGAAGAACUUGUAGAUAGUGAGUUAGCUGAAUUUUGCACUGAUAUGGUGGAAAUGGCAAAGGAUCCAGAAAUAUUCACUAAGCUUGGCAUUUUCGCGUACCAAGCUCUUAAAGCAGUUCUUAUUGCAGGAAAUAAUUAUCAAAGUACAUCAGCUGCAAUCAAAACUUGCGAUGAAUAUACCGUAGAUCUAAAAUCCCAACUAGACUUGGCGUCGUGA